Messenger RNA from Pogona vitticeps (central bearded dragon), 647 nucleotides. The record is from RefSeq and is a predicted model, not a curated record. Lineage: Eukaryota; Metazoa; Chordata; Lepidosauria; Squamata; Agamidae.
GUAUAACUGGAAAGGGUGCACUAUCCCACACAGGAGAUCGCUCUGUUGCAGCUGAAGAAAAGAAAGCAGCAGGUUAUCUAUAUUAUUUCUGCCAUGGAAGGAGGAGGAGUUAUACGGCAUUGGGUGGAAACGCCAGUACGUUAUCAAGAAUAUUUUGCCCAUCAAGAUUUGGAAGCAUGCAAGGGGAAUCACUCUCUCUAUGCCUUGCCAGGCCCUGCCACAGCUGCACAGACAAAGAAUAUGCAAGCAUGUAUUCUCGAAGGCGUUCACCCUCGCAAGCAAGCAACUGAAACACAGCAGAACAGCACACAUGAAGAAAAGUCCAAAUUCCAGGUCUUACUGGAUGUUGUGCAGUUCCGUCCAGAAGACAUUAUCAUCCAAACCUUUGAAGGCUGGCUGCUGGUCAAAGCUCAGCAUGGACCUAGGAUGGAUGAGCAUGGCUUCAUAGCCAGAAGCUUUACCCGACAAUACAAAUUGCCAGAUGGAGUUGAAACAAAAGAUCUCUCUGCACUCUUCUGCCAUGAUGGCAUUUUGGUGAUUGAAACCAAGACCUCUGGCAAGAAAUGAAUUUUUACUGGAGCCCUUACCAAAGUGAAGGAAAGUAAGCGGCAUGUAGAAGAAGGGAAAAUGGAGGUUCAGAAGGCUGA